Molecule: messenger RNA, 3691 nt
Organism: Rhinolophus ferrumequinum (greater horseshoe bat)
Lineage: Eukaryota; Metazoa; Chordata; Mammalia; Chiroptera; Rhinolophidae
Gene: KDM4A
Product: lysine demethylase 4A
Exons: 22
Coding region: 166-3213 (1015 amino acids)
Biological process (GO): chromatin remodeling
Cellular component (GO): nucleus
Molecular function (GO): histone H3K9 demethylase activity; histone H3K36 demethylase activity
Source: RefSeq, a predicted model, not a curated record
GCGGCUGCGCAGAGGCCGACUUUAGAGGAGGUGGAGCUUCGUUCUUCGCCAGAUGGAAAAGCAGUGAGAUCGGCUAGUGGCAACAGCAGAAGCUGGGCUCAGCCCUGCCAGGACGGUGGGCUUUAGAUUCCUGUCUGACCAAAGUGACUUCAGAAAGGAGGGAAAAUGGCUUCUGAAUCUGAAACCCUGAAUCCCAGUGCUCGGAUAAUGACUUUUUAUCCAACUAUGGAGGAGUUCCGGAACUUCAGUCGAUACAUUGCCUACAUUGAAUCCCAAGGAGCUCAUCGGGCUGGGCUGGCCAAGGUUGUUCCUCCAAAGGAGUGGAGACCUCGAGCAUCCUAUGAUGACAUUGAUGAUUUGGUGAUUCCUGCCCCCAUCCAGCAGCUGGUGACUGGGCAGUCUGGCCUCUUUACUCAGUACAACAUACAGAAGAAAGCCAUGACUGUUCGAGAGUUCCGCAAGAUAGCCAAUAGUGAUAAGUACUGUACCCCACGUUACAGUGAAUUUGAAGAGCUUGAACGGAAAUACUGGAAAAAUCUCACAUUCAAUCCCCCAAUCUAUGGUGCAGAUGUGAAUGGCACUCUCUAUGAAAAGCAUGUUGAUGAGUGGAAUAUCGGUCGGCUGAAAACAAUCCUGGACUUGGUGGAAAAGGAGAGUGGGAUCACCAUUGAGGGUGUGAAUACCCCGUACCUGUACUUUGGCAUGUGGAAGACAUCCUUUGCCUGGCAUACUGAAGACAUGGACCUAUACAGCAUUAAUUACCUGCACUUCGGAGAACCAAAGUCCUGGUACUCCGUCCCCCCAGAGCACGGAAAGCGGUUGGAGCGCCUCGCCAAAGGCUUUUUCCCAGGAAGUGCUCAAAGCUGUGAGGCUUUUCUUCGCCAUAAGAUGACUUUGAUUUCCCCUUUAAUGCUGAAGAAAUACGGAAUUCCUUUUGACAAGGUGACUCAGGAAGCUGGAGAAUUUAUGAUCACUUUCCCUUAUGGUUACCAUGCCGGCUUUAACCAUGGCUUCAACUGUGCGGAGUCGACCAACUUUGCUACCCGGCGGUGGAUUGAGUAUGGUAAACAGGCGGUGCUGUGUUCCUGUAGAAAGGACAUGGUGAAGAUCUCCAUGGAUGUGUUUGUGCGGAAGUUCCAGCCAGAAAGGUACAAACUUUGGAAAGCUGGGAAGGACAGCACAGUUAUCGACCAUACUCUGCCCACGCCAGAAGCCGCCGAGUUUCUUAAGGAGAAUGAACUGCCCCCAAGAGCCACGAACGAGGAGUGCCCAGAGGAGGACAUGGAAGGGGCUGAGGAUGGAGAGGAGGGUGACCUGAAGAGAAGCCUAGCCAAGCACCGUAUAGGGACAAAGAGGCAUCGAGUUUGUCUUGAAAUACCGCAGGAGGUGAGUCAGAGCGAGCUCUUCCCCAAGGAGGAGCUGAAUUCCGGACAGUAUGAUAUGACGGAGUGCCAGGCUGCCCUUGCUCCGGUGAGGCCCACCCAUAGCUCUGUGCGGCAAGUCGAGGAUGGUCUUACCUUCCCAGGUUCCAAAAAGAAGUCAUCAUCUAGCCUGGGCUCCAGUUCGUCACAGGAUUCUAUCUCUUCCGACUCAGAAACCAGUGAGCCUCUGUCCUGCCAAGCCCAGGGGCAAACAGGAGUUCUCACUGUGCACAGCUAUGCCAAAGGCGAUGGCAGGGUCAGCGGGGGAGAGCCAUGCACGAGGAAGAAAGGGAGCGCCACCAGAAGUAUCAGUGAGCGGGAGCUGGCGGAGGUUGCAGAUGAAUACAUGUUUUCCCUGGAGGAGAAUAAGAAAUCCAAGGGCCGGCGUCAGCCCUUGAGCAAGCUCCCCCGCCACCACCCCCUCGUGUUGCAGGAUUGCAUCAGCGAUGAUGAGACAUCUGAACAGCUGACCCCUGAAGAGGAGGCUGAGGAGACAGAAGCCUGGGCCAAGCCCCUGAGCCAACUGUGGCAGAACCGACCCCCGAACUUUGAGGCUGAAAAGGAAUUCAAUGAGACCAUGGCCCAGCAGGCCCCUCACUGCUCUGUCUGUAUGAUCUUUCAGACUUAUCAUCAGGUUGAGUUUGGAGGCCUUGGUCAGAACUGUGGAAAUGCUCCAGAUUUAGCUCCGCAGAAGCAGAGGACUAAGCCAUUGAUUCCAGAAAUGUGCUUCACCUCAACUGGCUGCAGCACGGACAUCAACCUUUCCACCCCUUACCUGGAGGAGGAUGGCACCAGCAUUCUAGUUUCCUGCAAGAAGUGCAGUGUCCGGGUCCAUGCCAGUUGCUAUGGGGUCCCCCCUGCGAAGGCUUCUGAAGACUGGAUGUGUUCUCGGUGUUCCGCCAAUGCCCUGGAGGAGGAUUGCUGUUUAUGCUCAUUACGAGGAGGAGCCCUGCAGAGAGCAAAUGACGACAGGUGGGUCCACGUCUCAUGUGCUGUCGCAAUUCUGGAAGCAAGGUUUGUCAACAUUGCAGAAAGAAGUCCAGUGGAUGUGAGCAAAAUCCCCCUGCCCCGCUUCAAACUGAAAUGUGUCUUCUGUAAGAAGCGGAGGAAAAGAACUGCUGGCUGCUGUGUGCAAUGUUCUCAUGGCCGUUGCCCAACUGCCUUCCACGUGAGCUGUGCCCAGGCUGCAGGAGUGAUGAUGCAGCCAGAUGACUGGCCUUUCGUCGUCUUCAUUACCUGCUUUCGGCACAAGAUUCCUAAUUUGGAGCGUGCCAAGGGGGCCUUGCAGAGCAUCACUGCGGGCCAGAAGGUCAUCAGCAAGCACAAAAAUGGACGCUUCUACCAGUGUGAGGUGGUCAGGCUCACCACCGAAACCUUCUAUGAAGUCAACUUUGAUGAUGGCUCCUUCAGCGACAAUCUCUAUCCUGAGGACAUAGUGAGUCAGGACUGUCUCCAGUUGGGUCCUCCUGCUGAAGGGGAAGUGGUCCAGGUGCGAUGGACAGAUGGCCAAGUCUAUGGAGCCAAGUUCGUGGCCUCCCACCCCAUCCAGAUGUACCAGGUGGAGUUUGAAGAUGGCUCACAGCUUGUGGUUAAGAGAGAUGAUGUGUACACGCUGGAGGAAGAGCUUCCCAAGAGAGUCAAGUCUAGACUGUCAGUAGCCUCAGACAUGCGCUUCAACGAGAUUUUCACAGAGAAAGAGGUUAAACAGGAAAAGAAACGACAACGAGUUAUCAACUCAAGAUACCGGGAAGAUUACAUCGAGCCUGCACUAUACCGGGCCAUCAUGGAGUAGGUGCUUCCAGGGGCCAAGAGGUUCCCAGCCAUCAAGGCAAGAGCACUCUGGGGGUUCCACAGCACAGCAGACACCUGGACCUCUGACGUCUCUAAAAUGAAGUUGUAAAAUGAAAAGGAAUGAAAUAACCAAUCCCAUCAUCUUCUCACUCCACCCUCAUCGCAUUCUGCUCUAGGGAAAGGACAAGCCGUUCUUGGACAUGUGACAGCAGCCGCUGAGCUCCCAGCUGAGGGGCUGGGCACUGGAAUGCUAUGGCUGCAUUGUCUCCAGUCUCUAAUAGGGUCGACUAUGCUGGCUGGGCUGGUUGCCCUGUUCCUGGCCUAGGACAUAGCUUCCUAAUGAUCACCUGCACCAACUAGGAAGAGGUGCUGGUGCUUGCCCCCUGUCCCCUCCCCCCUUUUGUAUUUAUGUGUGUGUGUGUGUGUGUGUGUGUGUGUGUGUGUGUGUGUGGUCUGGACCAGCUUCUGCCAACCCCUGG